AUAUGGAGCGGGGGCCGGUGGUGGGGGCAGGGCCAGGGGCUGGGACCCGAAUCCGGGCACUGCUAGGCUGCCUGGUGAAGGUAUUACUCUGGGUGGCCUCUGCCUUGCUGUAUUUUGGAAGUGAGCAAGCUGCCCGCCUCCUGGGCAGUCCUUGCUUACGGCGCCUCUACCAUGCCUGGUUGGCAGCAGUGGUCAUCUUCGGACCCCUUCUGCAGUUCCAUGUCAACUCUCGGACUAUCUUCGCUAGUCACGGCAACUUCUUCAACAUAAAGUUUGUGAAUUCAGCGUGGGGCUGGACCUGCACCUUCCUAGGGGGCUUUGUGCUGCUGGUGGUGUUCCUGGCAACACGGCGCGUGGCAGUCACUGCCAGACACCUGAGUCGCCUAGUAGUUGGGGCGGCUGUGUGGCGGGGGGCUGGCCGUGCCUUCCUGCUCAUAGAAGACCUGACUGGCUCCUGCUUUGAGCCUCUACCCCAGGGUCUUCUGCUCCAUGAACUACCAGACCGCCGAAGCUGCCUAGCAGCUGGGCAUCAAUGGCGGGGCUAUACAGUCUCUUCCCACACCUUCCUGCUCACCUUCUGCUGCCUGCUCAUGGCUGAGGAAGCAGCAGUAUUUGCCAAGUACCUGGCCCACGGGCUGCCUGCUGGCACCCCCUUACGCCUUGUCUUCCUGCUCAAUGUGCUGCUGCUGGGCCUCUGGAACUUCUUGUUGCUCUGUACCGUCAUCUAUUUCCACCAGUACACUCACAAGGUGGUGGGCGCCGCAGUGGGCACCUUUGCUUGGUACCUCACCUAUGGCAGUUGGUAUCAUCAGCCCUGGUCUCCAGGGAGCCCGGGCCAUGGGCUCUUCCCCUACCCCCACUCCAGCCGCAAGCAUAACUGAAAGAAAUAAAGGCACAAAAGGCCUG
Molecule: messenger RNA, 906 nt
Organism: Dipodomys spectabilis (banner-tailed kangaroo rat)
Lineage: Eukaryota; Metazoa; Chordata; Mammalia; Rodentia; Heteromyidae
Gene: Fitm1
Product: fat storage inducing transmembrane protein 1
Exons: 2
Coding region: 3-881 (292 amino acids)
Biological process (GO): lipid droplet organization; lipid storage; phospholipid biosynthetic process
Cellular component (GO): endoplasmic reticulum membrane
Source: RefSeq, a predicted model, not a curated record